Closterium sp. Naga37s-1 is the source of this 3024-nucleotide messenger RNA. The record is from the annotation of a GenBank genome assembly. NCBI's taxonomy places the organism in Eukaryota, Viridiplantae, Streptophyta, Zygnematophyceae, Desmidiales, Closteriaceae.
AUGGCUGAAAGACGCGACAGCAGAGUCGCGAGGAGGAGCAGGAAUGGCGGGUGGGACAAGCACGCGCGCGCAGUUGGCGCCCCCGGUGGCGGCAGCGGCGGAGACAGCGGCGGUGGCGGCGGAGGCGCCGGCGGAAGCGGCGGCGGCGGAGGCGGAGCGAAGAGGCGGUGGAAGCCCGCGCCGGUCGCGCUUCGCCUGGAUCACUUCCUCGCCGCCGCCACCGCCGCCGGCGCUACCGCCGUCAUCCCUACUACGCGCGCGCAUCUACCGCCUCCCCCGCAGGAAUCCGCAGAAAUCGGUUUGCGCGCCAGUGGGAGGGGGAGCGCAGAUGGGGGUAUUAGCGACGGGCGGCCGCGUGGAUGGGGAAGGGGAGGCGGAGUGGGGAGGGGAGGCGAAGGGAGGGGGGCCGCUGAGAGGGGAGGCGCAGAGAGGGGAGGCGCAGAGAGGGGAGGCGCAGAGAGGGGAAAGGAAAUUGAGGAUGCCGGUGCGCGUGGGCUGGGUUUGGCGGAAACGAGGCGAGGGGUGGGAGAAGGGGGAGCAGGGGGCGGAGCAGGAGGGCGGAAGAGGGGAGGAGGGGCAGGCGGAGGGAUGGGGAAGGGCGGGAGAGAGGGAAAGGGGGAGAGCACGGGAAAGGGGCGUGAGGGGGGGCGGGUAGAGGGGCGCGUUUGGGGGAACGAGGGGGGCCGCGGGGGAGAGCGUGGGGAGGGACGCGGAGGUGAGGGGGGGGGAAUUGGCAGGAUGGGACGGGUUCGGGUGAACCCAGCAACUUCGGAGAGCAUUGGUGUGAGGCGAGGGAAGGAGAGGCAGACACCGAAGCAGAAGCGAGUGAGCCGUUUGAAGCGAAUGGUAGUGCUGGCAAGACACGCGCGAGAGGGGGAGAAGGAGGAUGGGGAUGGGGAGGGGGAGCGGGAAGGGGGGGGAACAGGAGAGGACGUGACGGAAGAGGAGGGGUUGGGGGAGGAUGGGGGGAAGGGAGGAGGAGAGGGAGAGGGAGAGGGGGAGGAUGGGGGGAAGGGAAGAGGAGAGGGAGGGGGAGAGGGGGAGGAUGGGGGUGAGGGAGAAGGAGAAGAAGAGGGAGAGGGAGAGGGGGAGGAGGAGGAGGAGGAAGAAGAGGAAGAAGGGCGUGUGGUGCUUAGUGGUGGUGGGAGGUGUGGGGAUAGAGGGACUCAUGGCGACCGUGGGAACCAUGGAGUAGACGAAACCUAUGGUGAUGAUCCGAAGUAUGGGGGAGAUGGGGGCUAUGGCAAUGGUGGGAGGAAUGGAGGAGGCGCGGGAUGGGCGGAGCAUGAGAGGCGUGAAGUGGGGUGUGCUGGCACGGCGGUGGGAAGGGGAGCGGGGAGGGAAGGGUUUGGAGAGUGUGGGAUGGAGGGCAAUGGGGGGGAGAGUAGGGCGACGGGAGAGGGGGAAGCGGAGUGCAUAGGAGAGGCGAGGGAGGAGGGGCAUCGAGUGGAGGAGAGGCAGGAGGAUGGGAAACGAGUGGGUAGGCGAAGGCGAGGGAGGAGAAAGGGAGGAGAGAAGGGAGGGGAGGAGAAACGAGGGGAGGAAAAGGGGGGAGAGGAGAAGGAAUUGGAGGAAAAGGGGGGAGAGGUGAAGGAAGGGGAGAAGGAAGGGGAGGAGGAGAAGGAAGGGGAGGAGGAGAGAGGGCAAGAAGGCAGUGCAAAUUGCAAAACUCCGAUGAACAUGAAUGAUGGCACUGUGCACCAUUCACCUUGCCGUGGCGCUGUGCACCAUUCACCUUGCCGUGGCGCUGUGCACCAUUCACCUUGCCUUGCCGUGGCACUGUGCACCAUUCACCUUGCCGUGGCGCUGUGCACCAUUCACCUUGCCGUGGCGCUGUGCACCAUUCACCUUGCCGUGGCGCUGUGCACCAUUCACCUUGCUGUGGCGCUGUGCACCAUUCACCUUGUCGUGGCGCUGUGCACCAUUCACCUUGCCGUGGCGCUGUGCACCAUUCACCUUGCCGUGGCGCUGUGCACCAUUCACCUUGCUGUGGCGCUGUGCACCAUUCACCUUGUCGUGGCGCUGUGCACCAUUCACCUUGCCGUGGCGCUGUGCACCAUUCACCUUGCCGUGGCGCUGUGCACCAUUCACCUUGCUGUGGCGCUGUGCACCAUUCACCUUGUCGUGGCGCUGUGCACCAUUCACCUUGCCGUGGCGCUGUGCACCAUUCACCUUGCCGUGGCGCUGUGCACCAUUCACCUUGCCGUGGCGCUGUGCACCAUUCACCUUGCCGUGGCGCUGUGCACCAUUCACCUUGCCGUGGCGCUGUGCACCAUUCACCUUGCUGUGGCGCUGUGCACCAUUCACCUUGUCGUGGCGCUGUGCACCAUUCACCUUGCCGUGGCGCUGUGCACCAUUCACCUUGCCGUGGCGCUGUGCACCAUUCACCUUGCCGUGGCGCUGUGCACCAUUCACCUUGCCGUGGCGCUGUGCACCAUUCACCUUGCCGUGGCGCUGUGCACCAUUCACCUUGCCGUGGCGCUGUGCACCAUUCACCUUGCCGUGGCGCUGUGCACCAUUCACCUUGCCGUGGCGCUGUGCACCAUUCACCUUGCUGUGGCGCUGUGCACCAUUCACCUUGCUGUGGCGCUGUGCACCAUUCACCUUGUCAUGGCGCUGUGCACCAUUCACCUUGCCGUGGCGCUGUGCACCAUUCACCUUGCCGUGGCGCUGUGCACCAUUCACCUUGCCGUGGCGCUGUGCACCAUUCACCUUGCCGUGGCCAUUCACCAUUCUCCCAUGUUCAUGUUCACAGCCCUGCCUCGAACCACCCAGGUACCACCACCAGCCCAGGAGGAGGUGGUCACCCCGGUGCUGAGUGCACUUCUGGCUGCACUGCUGGUCCAAACCCCUUUCCUCCCUCACACAUCCCCCUGCUAUCUUCCACUCUCUCCCUUCUCGGGCCCCUCUUCCCCCGUCUUCGCCAGCAGGUUCGCCCACCAGUUGGUCACACCAGAGCGGAUCGCGCUGGUGGAGCGGAUCGUCGUCACUCAUGGCGGAAGGGCAGCAGUACUAGAGAAUAGA